Messenger RNA from Hansenula ciferrii, 4563 nucleotides. RefSeq names its product vacuolar protein sorting/targeting protein 10. Bases 1 to 4563 code for a protein of 1520 amino acids. The transcript is spliced from 2 exons. Gene Ontology annotation, cellular component: Golgi apparatus; membrane. NCBI's taxonomy places the organism in Eukaryota, Fungi, Ascomycota, Saccharomycetes, Phaffomycetales, Wickerhamomycetaceae. The record is from RefSeq and is a predicted model, not a curated record. Gene Ontology annotation, biological process: Golgi to endosome transport; protein targeting to vacuole; Golgi to vacuole transport. Gene Ontology annotation, molecular function: protein binding.
AUGAGUCCACAUUGGGAAUUAUCUUUCACUAAACUUAGCUGUUUAAGUUUUGGUAGAAGUGACGGAGAAAUCGGCGCUCUGGUUAAACUCUUAGCUUCACACCCUUCAAUAGAAUUAAACCCCAGGGCCAUAUCGUUUGGCACUAAACUUAACGGUUCUGGUGAUUUAUUCUUCUCUAGAGAUGGUGGUGAACAUUUCAAUCAAAUAGAUACUGAAGGUGUCAAGAUAAAAUAUUUAAUACAACAUCCUUAUGAUAAAGAUUAUGCUUAUGCUAUGUCUGAUGAUUUGACUCAUUUUAGAACUGUUUCUUCAGGUAAGGUAUGGAAAAAAUUCACAACUCCUGAACCUCCAGCUUUAGAAUCAAUCCCAACUUUGACUAAUAAACAUUAUCCUUUGAGUUUCCAUGGCCACAGUUCAGGAUUUGCAAUUUUUGCUGGUCGUUGUUUAACUGCAAAUGAUGGUGCUGGUGUUCCAUGUGAAAGACAAUAUUAUUACACAAAGAAUAAUUUUGAUGGGUUAGAAAAAUUAACAAAAGCUCAUUCAUGUGUCUAUUCGGCUGCUACUCCUGAUUUAGGUAAAUAUCAAAAUGAAAAUUUGGUUACAUGUAUCGUUGACGGUGGUUCAGAUGCUUCAUUAGUCUUAUCAAGAUCAUCUGAUUACUUUGGUACCAAGUCAUACGUUACUCAUAAAGCUGGAUUGAUCACCGACAUUUCUAAACUUGGUGCAGGAUCUCAUUAUUUGAUUGCAGUUGGAUCACACUUGAGUGAUAGAACAACUUCUAGUGUCUAUGUUUCAUAUAAUGGAUUUGAUUGGGAUAAAGUUGACUUCCCAACUGGAUCAGAGUUAUCAAGUAGUUUCUCUAUUGUUGAAUCUACAAGUAAUUCAUUAUUUGUUGAUGUUGAAUACCCAAAUAAUCCUGAAGUUGGUCAAUUAUUCAAUUCUAUUGGAUUAAAUGGUUCAUAUUUUGUGAAAUCCUUAGAUUAUACCAAUCGAGAUUCCAAUGGAAAUAUCGAUUAUGAAGCUGUUGAAAGUAUUGAUGGUGUUGUUCUUGCAAAUGUUGUUGCUAACGGGAAAGAUGUCGUUGCGUCAGAAGGAAAAGCAAAAUCUUUAAAAUCCAAGAUUUCAUUCAACCAAGGUAAUACAUGGAUGGAUUUACAAGCUGAUGGUCAACAAUUGAACUUGCACUCUAUUGUUCAAAGAGCAAUUAAAUAUCCAGAUUCACCAGGGAAAUAUUAUUCUUCACCUGUUCCUGGUUUAUUACUCGGUGUUGGUAACACUGGAUCUACAUUAGACGCUUAUGAUAACUGUGAUACUUUUAUUUCAAGAGAUGCUGGCUUAACAUGGUCCAAAACUUUGAAUGGUCCUCAUUUAUUUGAGUUUGGUGAUCAAGGUUCCGUUAUUUUAGCUAUUGAAGAUAAUGCUGAUACCAACGCUUUAAAGUUCACAACAAAUCAAGGUAGAAGUUGGCAACAAGCUUCAUUAGACUCAACUAUUAAAGCUACUUUACUAACCAGUACUCCUGACUCUACAACUUUUAAGUUUUUAUUAGGGGGUUUCACUUCUAAUGGUCAAUACAAGGCAUAUGGCUUGAAUUUCAACAACUUAUAUGAUAGAAAAUGUGGUGAUUCUGAUUUUGAUGAUUGGUUUGUCAAAGAUGAACAAUCAAAUCAACCAAUGUGUUUCAUGGGACAUAAACAAAGAUUCAAAAGAAGAAUUUCAGAUGCCAACUGUUUUGUCGGUGAUGAAUAUAAAGAACCUGUUGCUGUUGAAGAUAGUUGUCCAUGUACCGAAGCAGAUUAUGUUUGUUCUUACAACUUCAAAAGAGAUGCUUCAGGAAAAUGUGUUCCAGCCGUUACAAGCUUGACCCCAGAUGCGGUUCAAAAGAAAGAAUGUGUGGAUAAUGCUCAAACAUAUUUUGAGCCUUCUGCUUAUACAAUUAGACCAGGAUCGGUUUGUUCAGUCUUAAAUGGUGUUAACUUAAAUGUCAAAGUUGAAAAAACAUGUCCAAAUUUCUCAAAAGAAACCGAUUCCAGCAAUGAUAACUCAUUGAUUGAUUAUGAUGAAGAUGAUACCCCAGAUGAAACUGCCCCAGAUACAAAUCCUGAUGAAAGUGAAGGUGAUAAAGAAAGAUCAAAAGAUGGAAAAAAUGAUGGUAGAGUUAGAACUUCUACAUUUGUGUUUGAUGGUUCCAUUACCAAAUAUGCUUAUUUAGAUAGAGUUGAAGGUUCAAACUUGAAAGAUGAAACUAUCGUUUUAUUGACUUCUCAUAACAAAGCUUAUGUUACACAUGAUCAAGGUUCAUCAUGGGAACAAAUUGCACCAGAGGAAGAAAUGUUAGAUUUAAUUGUUAAUCCAUACAAUACAAACCAUGUUUACUUAUUAUCAACAAAUCAAAAGAUCAUUUAUUCAACUGAUAGAGCUGAUAAUUGGAAAUUUUUCAGAACACCAGCAAAUUUUAUUCCAGGUGUUCAACCAUUACAAUUCCACCCAAAACACAGUAACUGGUUUAUCUAUAUUGGUCAAUUAGGCUGUGAAAGUAUGCAACACCAAGGUGCCUGUAAAACAGUCACUUAUUACACCAAAUCAUAUGGUAAAAGAUUUGCUAAAUUACAAGAUAAUGUUCAAACGUGUAAAUUCAUUGGUCAUCUUCUAGAACCAACAAAUGAUCAAUUAAUCAUCUGUGAAAGGGAAGAAAAUGAAAAUACAAUUUUCGGAUCUGAAUUAUUAGUUACAGAAGAUUUCUUCGAAAACACUCAUAUGCCGUUAGAUGAUGUUGUUGGAUUUGCUCAAGCUGAUGAUUAUUUAGUCGCCGCAACUGCUGAAAAGGAUGGAUCAUUAAUAGCUCAUGUUUCCGUUAAUGGUAAAGACUGGACAGAUGCUUUAUUCCCAGAUAAUUUCAAAGUUAACAAAAACCAGGCUUAUACUGUUUUGUCCGCUUCAUCUCAUGCUGUGUUUUUACAUGUUACAACAAAUGAUAGAGCAGGAAGUGAGUUUGGGACAAUUUUGAAAUCAAAUUCAAAUGGUACUUAUUACGUUAUCACAGCUCCAAAUGUAAACAGAGAUGCAAAUGGCUUUGUUGAUUUUGAAAGAUUAAAUGAUCUUGAAGGUGUUUCUGUCAUGAACACAGUUUCAAAUGUUAACGAAGCAAGAAGAGGUUCUAAAAAGACAUUAAAAUCUAUGAUUACCCACAACGAUGGUGCUGAUUGGGAUUAUUUACAACCACCAAGUACUGAUUCAGAGGGUAAGAAAUAUUCUUGUAAGGGCAAAUCAUUAGAUGAAUGCUCAUUACAUUUACAUGGUUAUACAGAAAGAGAUGAUCCAAGAGAUACGUUUUCAUCCGGGUCUGCUAUUGGUAUGAUGAUUGGUGUUGGUAAUGUUGGGAAUAAAUUAGACGCUUAUUUUGAUGGCUCUACUUUCUUGACUAGAGAUGGUGGUGUUACUUGGAAGGAAAUUAAAAAAGGUGUUUAUCAAUGGGAAUAUGGUGACCAAGGUUCAAUUAUUGUUUUGGUGAAUGCUCAAGAUUCAACUAACGUUAUUUCAUACUCUUUAGAUGAAGGUCAAACAUGGUCUGAUUAUCAAUUUACAGAAUCUUUAGUUAAAGUCAACGAUAUUUCAACUGUUCCAUCUGAUGAUUCAAGAAAAUUCUUGUUAUUCACAAAACUACCCUCAAAUAAGGGUGACAAAUCAACAGUUUACCAAAUUGACUUCUCACAGUUGUUAAAGAGAAAAUGUAAUUUAGAUUUGGCAAAUCCAGAUACUGAUGAUUUUGAUUUAUGGACACCAAAACAUCCCCAUCAUCCAGAUAAUUGUUUAUUCGGUCAUGAAGCUCAUUAUUACAAAAAAAUCCCAGGAAGAGAUUGUUACAUUGGUGAAAAAUUGAGUAAACCGUACGAAGUUAUCAAUAAUUGUCCAUGUAAUAGAAAAGAUUUUGAAUGUGAUUGGAAUUAUGAAAAAGACUCAAAUGGUGAAUGUAAAUUGAUUUCAGGAUAUACACCACCAGAUCAUUCAGAUGUUUGUAAGAAACCAGGUGUUGAGGAAUACUGGUUAGCUACUGGUUAUAGACGUAUUCCAUUAACAACUUGUGAAGGUGGCCAAGAGUUUGAUAAAGUUGAAGCUAAACCAUGUGCUGGUAAAGAAGCUGAAUUCAAAGCUAGACAUAAGGGAUUAACAGGUUUAUCAUUGGCUUUGGUCAUUAUAAUUCCAAUUUUAACAGCUGCUACUUUCGUUUACUUUAUUUACUACAAAUAUGUUGGUAAAUAUGGUCAAAUUAAAUUAGGUGAUGAAGAUGUCCAAUUUGAUAAUACCAGUAUUUUCAGCAAAAUCUCUUCAAUAACUGGAUUUGUUAUUGUCAGAGCGGUCUCUAUCACAAAAGAAACUACUGGAACUAUAUUUGAUUGGAUCUCUUCGAAGGUAUUAAGAAAAUCUGUUUCGUUAGAGAGUAAUGAAAAUGUUCCGGAUAUUAGAUACACAGACCUUCCAGAAAAUAGUGGAGAUCAAACAGAUAUCGAAGAUGAUAUACUAGAUGAAGGUGAUUUAACCGAAGCUGAAGAUGAUAGAGUUUAA